ACGAUUUGAAUCUCCGAUAUCCGGAAACAGUGCUUCUCCCGGUCGUAGCGAAAGGUGAAGAAUGCAAAGUGAAGACCGGGGCCAAUAAAGACGAAGCAAUAUUGGCAGGAGAGGUUCAACACCUUAAGAUUUGGGAGAAAGGGAGUCCAAGAAGCUAACAAAAAUACAAAAAAAUGUUUGUUCCAGUUUUUGAUGCAAAUUUAUGCCUAGCUAACGCAGUCUCUAGUCCUAAGGAAAAGGAGAGUGAUUCACCGGUCAAAGAUGACAACAAUAGCGAUAUCGUACCAUCAGCAAAUGUGUUAAAGCAAUUGGCCAUAGGUGUUCAGACAACAAAAAUUAUAAAGUCAAUGAAGGAUCUUAUGAUAUCAUCAAGAGACUCUUCACCUGUGAAGGAGAGAUCUACUUUGAGCUUAUCUGCUAUGAAGUCAUUAGUAGUAGGGGAGAAAGAAGAUACGUUUGCUUCUGAGUUCGGUCGUGAUGAGAAAGUAAUGUCUCUUAUCCAUUCACUUACGAAUGCAGAAGGACAUCUUUCUCAAACAAAGAAUGGAUCUCGGAUGGAGAAGAAUACGAACAUUACUAAUUUUGCCAAAGAAAUCCAUGGUGCUCCUCCUGAGUGCUUUGUUACCGAGCUUGCUGAAGCCAUUGGAAGUUUGAAAACUCUGCGGAAAAUGGCAUUGUUUUGGUCCAGGGUCGUUGUAGAAGUGAGAAGGCUAUGGUGUGAAGGACAACAUAUUCCCGGCAUCCCUCCAGAUGAGAUUCCCGACUUAAAUUCGUGCAUGUUGUAUCAGCAGUUGCAGGUUAUUAAUUGUUGUAUUUCUAGGAAAAGGCGGCGUGCUAUUGCCACCGAGUCAUUAGAUUCUGUUUUAAAACUAGCGAAACUUGAUGGUGACAACAAGUGUGGAGAUACUCCUCCGCUAAGCCCUGUUGUCUAUGCGAGAAUUAGCUCUGGGGAACUUGUGCUUCGAUUAGGAGCUGAUAAACGAAGAGAGAACUGUACACUUUUAGAAACCGGUGAACCUGUAUAUACCCCUGUUAUGCAGGAAGGGCCUCUACUCACAGAAGAUCUUAUCAAGGAAACAGAGGAAUUCGUGUUACGUACGGGGAGUGUUGGUGUAGGGUGUUCUCAGCUUCUUUCGGACAUGCAGGCUUUUAAGGCUGCAAAUCCAGGGUGCAUAUUAGAAGAUUUCGUUAGAUGGCAUUCACCCCCUGACUGGACCGAAGCAUCAACAGACGAUGAAAGUAAAGAAUCUGCUGAUGGUGACAAUUUGUCCUCUAAAGGACAGCUAAGUAUGCGUAUGCAGAAAGAAGGUAAUUUGUGGCGAGAACUGUGGGAAACUGCAAAACCAGUACCUGCUGUUAGACAGUCUCCACUAUAUGAUGAGGAUUUAUCCGUGGAAGGUAUUCUGCAUAGCUUAGAGAACAUAUCGCCUUCUGGUUUAUUUGAGCAACUGUUUCUUUCUCUUCUGAGUUGUGGAUGUGCAAUUGCCGAGGGAAGAAUCUACGGUAAUGAAAAUAUGUACAAGAUGUUCAAGGAGUGUAAAGACUACAUCAUUGUUACUUGUCAAGCCAAAAGUUGGAUUGAGAAAGCUGAUGACAUAUGCCAGGUGUAUGAGACAGUGGCGAUGAUGGCCUUGAAUCCAGAUGGGGUUAUACGGGUCACCACGAAGCCACAACAGCCUGAUGAUGAUAACGAGAGUUUUGAACAAAAAGGUGGCAGUUUUGGGAAACUUGGCUCCAUGUUUGGUGGUGGUGGAAUGGAUUCAAAAACACCACCAAAGAACCAAGAACCCACAAUGUUUUCAAAAAAGCCACCAAAACCUGCAACUCCUCUUGAAAAUAUUGGACUAACACCCCAGUGAUCAACUCAAAAUAAUGAGAGAUGAAAUGGUUUGAAC
This is a messenger RNA of Cynara cardunculus var. scolymus (artichoke), 1895 nucleotides long. RefSeq names its product rab3 GTPase-activating protein catalytic subunit-like. NCBI's taxonomy places the organism in Eukaryota, Viridiplantae, Streptophyta, Magnoliopsida, Asterales, Asteraceae. The record is from RefSeq and is a predicted model, not a curated record. Gene Ontology annotation, biological process: positive regulation of GTPase activity. Gene Ontology annotation, molecular function: GTPase activator activity. The transcript has 12 exons. Bases 174 to 1859 code for a protein of 561 amino acids.